Molecule: messenger RNA, 786 nt
Organism: Cladophialophora psammophila CBS 110553
Lineage: Eukaryota; Fungi; Ascomycota; Eurotiomycetes; Chaetothyriales; Herpotrichiellaceae
Exons: 3
Coding region: 1-786 (261 amino acids)
Cellular component (GO): cytoplasm
Source: RefSeq, a predicted model, not a curated record
AUGCCUGUGCCUUCCCAUCUCAUCGUGGUCUGCUGCCACGCUAUCUACCUGGGCCCGGGGACGGACUCUGCCAGCCAAGACGAAUCCAACUGGCUGAUUGAACCCUUUCAAGCUGGUGAAACGGACACAUACAUUAGACACAUCGAAGCCGGAGUGAAGGAGCUGGCGAGAAGUAGGGAGGACGCAAUUCUGAUAUUUAGCGGUGCGGCCACAAAGCUGGACAAGACGCAAACGACCGAAGGGGAAGGGUACUUGAACGUUGCUAUUGAGCACGACCUCUUCGGCCUGGAGACCUCUCCACCAUCACUGAGACAGCGGAUCUUCGUCGACCGCUACGCUACAGACUCGUAUCAAAACAUUCUCUGCUCGCUGAUCCAGUUCCCCAGCCAAACCAUUCGAGCACCCUUCCCGACCAAGCUCACGAUAGUCUCCCACUCCUUUAAACGCUCCCGCUUUCUCGAGCUGCACCUCCCCGCCCUCCGCUUCCCGCUUGAAUCUACCACGUACAUCGGGAUCAACCCGCCCUUUAGCCCGGCAAAGCUCAAAGAGAUCGAGGAGGGUGAUCGACUUCGUGGCUACGGCGCGUGGGAGAAGGACUUCUACGGCACGGGCGUGGGCUUGAGCAGGAAGAGGGAGAAGAGAGGCUGGGAUGGCGGGAAGUUCAGGAGCGAGGUCUUGGAAAGGUUUAGCGAUGGCGAAUUGAGAAGGGAUCUGAAAGGGUUGCUGUGUUGGGAUGGUGGAAGCGAUGGGAUGACAUUGUGGCAGGGAAGCGUCCCAUGGAAGUAA